AUGGGUCGACGAACGAAGCGAUUUGAGAACGGAUGGAUGCUUUUUAAAAAAAGAACGUCAAAAAUUAUUUCAAAGAAGAAACCAGCAGAAAUCGAAGAAAACUAUGAAACUCAAAUGGAUUUUGUUGAUGAAGAAGAUCGGGAACUAGAGGAUUUUAAAGAAAAGAUUACUGUGAAUGAUGUUUCGGAUUUGUUUGAACUUUGUAAAUCGUAUUGUCCGACGAAACAUCUUAGUGUUUUAUUAUAUUUAACAAUGCGUUAUUUUGGUAUUUCGUGCUGUGAAUGUGAUCAAUUUUUGUCUGAAAUUGGAGCUCUGAAAAACAAAACAUGUCUUAAACGAGCACGGAUUUUUCUUUCGGGAGAUCUUGAUGAUUUUUGUUUGGACGGACGAGGUGGAAAAAGAGGACAGGACUUUUAUGACAUGUUCCCUGAAAUUGAAACCAAUGCAAAGUUAUUUACUCUUGAAAAGUGUUCGGAAAAAACAGCUGAUUUCACAGCACUACAACUGGCAAAUUACAUUGACGAAUUACAUUGA
Messenger RNA from Didymodactylos carnosus, 534 nucleotides. The record is from the annotation of a GenBank genome assembly. Lineage: Eukaryota; Metazoa; Rotifera; Eurotatoria; Philodinida; Philodinidae.